Molecule: messenger RNA, 3441 nt
Organism: Triplophysa rosa
Lineage: Eukaryota; Metazoa; Chordata; Actinopteri; Cypriniformes; Nemacheilidae
Gene: lmbr1l
Product: limb development membrane protein 1-like
Exons: 16
Coding region: 288-1769 (493 amino acids)
Biological process (GO): receptor-mediated endocytosis; signal transduction
Molecular function (GO): transmembrane signaling receptor activity
Source: RefSeq, a predicted model, not a curated record
AUCUCUGAACACGCUGACUCGUACAGUUUCACUGUGGCUACAACUUGCUUGUUAGCAGGUGAAUUGUAAUGUGAAAAGCGUUCAUCCACUUCAUUCGGGAAAUGAAGUAAAACAUUUAAAUGGGACCCAAGACUGGAGUAGCUGCGAUGCAUUUUGAGGUGGAAGUAACGUUACGUUAAGCCAUCGUCUGUUUAUAACUUGCGAACAUUUUACACGUGUUACCAACUCAGAAACUGCAAUGUUUCAGAAUUUUUAACUGAGUAUAAUCCGAGACAUGGUGCCAAAGCAUGGAAACAGACGACGUGUCGGUUAGAGAACAACUUUUCCACGACCGAGUCCGAGAAACCAUUAUUUGUGUGCUGCUGUUCAGUUGCCUUUACAUCUUGUCACACCUCAUUCUCACCCACUUUAAGAAGAAUGCAGAAUUCGUCACUGAUGACAUUGAGGAUGCCAUUGUCAAUAAGAUUGCGCUGUGGUUGUGUACGUUCACUCUCUCGGUCGCCGUGUGCGCGGUGCUGCUGUUGCCCAUCUCCAUCCUAUCCAAUGAAGUUCUGCUCACAUUCCCACACAGUUACUACAUGCAGUGGCUCAAUGGCUCGCUCAUUCGCGGCCUGUGGAAUCUAGUCUUUUUGUUCUCAAACCUCUCGCUGGUCUUCCUCAUGCCUUUUGCCUACUUUUUUACUGAAGCAGAAGGGUUCGCCGGGUCUAAAAAGGGCGUAAUGGCGCGGGUAUACGAGACUGCAGUGAUGUUGUUGCUGCUCAGUCUGCUGGUACUGGGCAUCGUGUGGGUGGCAUGUGCCCUUCUUCAUCACAACACUGCUCGUGAGAGUCUUUACGACCUGUGGGAAUAUUACCUUCCUUAUCUCUACUCUGGAAUUUCACUGUUUGGUGUUUUGCUGCUGUUGUUGUGUACACCCUUUGGGCUGUCACGUAUGUUUAGUGUCACUGGGAGCUUAUUGGUGAAACCUAGGUUACUGGAGAAUGUAGAGGAGACUAUGAACUGUGCGGUGUUUGAAGAAGCCUCCCUUUCCAGAAAGCUGAACAGUAACACGUCCUGUUGGGUUAAUGUUGGCGUCAAUUCAGAGACAAUGAACAAGCAGUUUUUUAAUGUACAGGCCAGACGCAUUGCUUUAGAAUUACGAGAGAGAGCGUCUCCAUGGCAACGUAACCUUGGAUACCCACUGGCUAUGCUGCUGCUCUUAGCAUUAACAGCUGUCUGUGUGCUGAUGGUGUGUUUCCAUGUGCUUGAGCUAAUCUUUGAUGAGUCUGCUAUGCCAAGAGGAAUGGAGGACCCUCGUCUGGGGCUUGCAUCUUUCUCCAUGUUUGGUUCUCUGGGCGCUGCGGUGCAGGUGGUUCUUAUACUGUAUCUCAUGGUCUCCUCUGUCGUCGGAUUCUACAGUUCUCCACUCUUCACUGGCUUGUUGCCACAGGUGCAGGACACGACCCUCACGCAGAUUAUAGGAAACUGUGUGUCUCUUCUAAUACUCAGUUCAGCUUUGCCUGUUUUCUCUCGCACGCUGGGUAUCACAAGGUUUGAUCUACUAGGAGACUUUGGGCGGUAUAACUGGCUUGGAAAUUUCCACAUUGUAUUCCUUUACAACAUGCUAUUUGCUGGACUGACCUCUGCCUGCCUCAUAAAGACAGUCACAUGGGCAUUGCAAAGAGAGCUCAUCCGUGCCUUCGGUCUGCACAGGCUGCCUUUGACCGUGUCUCGAUCCACCACCCCCCUCAAACUUCUCCUGGCAAGUGGGCUUUCAAAGAUUCACUAAAAUGAGAUCACCUUUUUCUUGUGGAGAAGGACUCCAGGACUAUUCACCUAAAAUAUGUUGCGGUCAGUCCAUCACAGGGGUACGGUCAUCAAAGCUGUUUACGGUUCGAUCUCUAAGGUUGACCGAAUUACAUGCCGCCCGAAGAGACCACCUGUCACUUAGCAUAUUCUCUUCUCUAAGGAGAGAAUUUUGUUGCCUCUACAAAUGUCAGAACUCUUGAAGCCUUUGUCAAAAUGAACAAUGGUUUAUGAGGACUUUGACAGAUGUCCAGACAGGAGAGCUAUUUCAGACGAUGACAUCACCGUCCCGAUGACCACGUUUCCUUUUCCUGCUGGUGGAACGAGAGUGUUGAGUUCUGUCCUGACGGACCCCCACGCAUUCCCUUUGUAUAUGACUAUUUUUAGCGUCAUUCAACGAAUCCAUUCCCUAUUGUGAUGCGGCUCAUUACUGGACAUUACUGGGCUGUAGAGAGACAUUGAUCCAGUCGAGAUUUAUCAGCAUCUGACUUGAAGCAAAGGAACUUUGGGGGAUGAUGAGAUGAUGUAUUGAGUUUAGGGAACAAAUGGGAAUCAUGCUUGAAAAGAAAUUCAUAUUCUGAUGAUAAAGGUUUUAUGUAAAAAAAUGAUGACGCCUAAAGCCAAAGGCCAAGUUAACUGUGAAUGGUUUUUCCUUGUAUGUAUUCAUUUGUGAAUCUUCAAAGUGCAAUACUAUUUUAUGAAAAGUUGACACAAUUAUGCAAAUCAGACUGGACUGCUUUCCAGAAAUUCGUGUAGAUGACCAAAUAAGGCAUGUUUGUGUUGGCGGCGUCUGAUCUAAUUACGAACGCUUCGAUCGUGCAAUAAGGUCAAGGUUUGGUUUGGGUCGUAUUUUUUUAGUUGAGGGACAACCACCACCGCACGUGACACGUUCCUGUUUCAUAGACAAGGAGCUGCGACUAUGAGAAUAGGUUUGCCUGAUUUAAUAAUCACUCAUUGUUUUAUAUGGUGCAGUGUUAUUUAUGGUGUACACAUCUGAUUACAAUUUUGUAUGAUUUUGUUAUUUAUUUACAUUUUUUUAUUCUCUCUGCAUCAUUUUAAGUGUUCUUCAUGUGGUGGCCAGUAGGGGGCAGUGUGUCAUAAAAGCAUUCAUUCUUGUUAGCUUUCCAUAUCUCAAGUCUUGUUGGAUCUUUAUCAAUCAGUUUAAGUCUAAGCAUAUUAACUUUCAUUAAAUUUCCGUAAAUUAGAGUUUGCCAUUGUCAUUGAGUGGCCUUUUAUUGUCAUUUAGCUCUAUAAAGAUGAAUCAGUGCAUAAAUAAUUGCCUAAAUGUUUUUCCUCUCUUACAAGAUAUAUUUUUACUGAAUCCUUUGGCGUGGAUGAUAGUGGAAAAAGAGAAAUGUGUUUCGAGCUCUAAAGUACUGGAUUCAACAAUGACAUAAUGAUAGAAUGUCUGUCCCGUAUUGGUGGAUGAUUUGAGGAGUAUGUUUUUCACUUCAUUAUUAAUGGAAAAGACUCUGAAAAUGCAGUGAGCAUUAGGGUUUUGAGAAAAAUGAAGUACUUGCUGCUAUUUUAAUAGUUUGGGUUACUUUGUACAACUAGCUAUUUAGUUUGGGCAGAUCCAACUCGACCCUUUAAAGAAAAAGUGUGAAACUGAAAAUCGUGACAUUUUAGAAAAGAACAAUAAAUGUUUCCACCUG